Messenger RNA from Abrus precatorius (Indian licorice), 2469 nucleotides. Its product is annotated as transcription factor bHLH157-like. Gene Ontology annotation, molecular function: protein dimerization activity; DNA-binding transcription factor activity. Gene Ontology annotation, biological process: regulation of DNA-templated transcription. Bases 1 to 2469 code for a protein of 822 amino acids. Lineage: Eukaryota; Viridiplantae; Streptophyta; Magnoliopsida; Fabales; Fabaceae. The transcript is spliced from 10 exons. The record is from RefSeq and is a predicted model, not a curated record.
AUGCCUCUUAAUCUAAGGAAUAAGCUCAAGACCCUCUGUGCUUGUGGUGAUGGCUGGUCUUAUGCUAUUUUCUGGCGCUUUCAUCCCAAGAAUUCCUUGUUGUUGACUUUGGAAGAAGCAUACUAUGAAGAGCAACUGGGAGAAGAGAUUGUCAACAUGCUUCCACAGGUCCACUUGCUGGGUGAAGGAAUUGUUGGUGAAGCUGCUUUCGCUGGCAAGCACAGUUGGGUGCACUCAGACGGUCCAACUCAAGAAUGGAAUUUGAAGGGUCAGAAUAUUUGUGAGGAAUUUUGUUUCUCUCUGCAGGAUGAUUCUGGAUUGCAUCAACAAUUCUCCUCUGGGAUAAAGACAAUUGUGGUCAUACCUGUCAAAGCAUGGGGAGUGGUACAGUUUGGAUCCAGACAGAAGAUUUUGGAAAGAGUGGAAUUUCUGGAGCAAACACAAAGCUUGCUCAUGGAGGUAGAGGAUGAUAUGGGUGUGCUUGACGUCUCAGAAAAUGCAAUUUUAUCACUGGAUUGCGAAAAUAGUGAUCUAAAUGGGUUGUUGGCUCCCAUUUCCUUCGAAAAUUCAUAUCAUUUGAAUUCCAAACAUGCUCAGGAUGAAAACUCUAUAGAGCUACUGAGAAAGUUUUUUACUUCCUCUAGUUCCAAUGGUCUCUUUUCUUCCGAAUAUAAGACUUACGAAGAUGGAAUGAUUUCGUUGCAAGGAGAUUCUUCUUGUGUUGGUGACGAGCCUCAAGUUGUAUUUUCAGAUAAGGAUAGUACUGAUUUGCUUUUGAAGCCUAACUCUUCUGUGGACAGUUUAAUUGCCAAAAUCCCCUCUUUUGGUGCAUGCAGUGGUGAAGUAUCUUCUUUUGAUAUGUUGGAGCAACAAUUGGUAUCUGAAAUAAGGGCACAAGAAGUUGCUGUCAUGUUUUCUACAGAAGAAAAUGCAUUUGAUAGUAGCACACUUCUAGCUCAGGAUUCAGAGUUGACCUCAUUGGACAGAGAGUCAUUUCAAGAUAAGUUACAAAAUUCACUGGAUAACCAACAUUGUUCUCAAUCUAGUAUUGUGACAGAUGUUAAUUUCCAAUCAAGCUUAAAUACAUUGCAUGGAUUCUCUGAGAACUUAGAGCCAAUUGAUAUGUCAGAAGAAAUUUUGAAGUUCAGCUCCAUGGAUGACCUUUGCCAUUGGUUUUCUCUUUCUCAACAGGAUAGUAUUUGCAAAACAGGAAUUGCACUGGAUAACACCCUUUCUGAAUCAAUAGAAUUUAAUCCCACUUCCUUUGAUCUGGUUGAAAUUAAUUCCUUAAAUGAUACAUCAGUGACAUGCCUAGCUGGGCAUAAUUCCAACUCAGAUGGGAAAGAAACAUCUGUAGCUGUGCAUGGCUAUGAAAAUGGUCUCUUGGAUGACAUUGAACUUGAUUUUAGCUACGAUCAAGCUGAUGAAUGGUGGAGGAAUAUGCUUACACCAGUGGUGAGUGCUGCUAUUGAUAGUGGCCUUUCUGAAUGCAUAUCAGAGUUGAAUACUGAUACACAGACAUGCAGUCGAAAGAGAUUAUUCUCAGAGUUAGGAAUUGAAGAGCAUUUGACGGGUGGGACAAAUUACAGCCCUUUUAAUAGUUCUCAUUUUAAGUAUGAAUUAUCAUCCAAUAAAAAGCAGAUGGUAGAAUCUCCAUUAGUAAAUAGAAAUCCAGCACAUCUCACCAACCUUCAUAGGGACGAGGCAAAAGCAGACUUGAUGAUGCAGCCCCUUUGUGACUUAGACAGCACAAACAAUCUUCUAAGCAAGAACGAUUCAUUUAUGAAAUUUCAAGUAGGCAUGUGGGUUGAUGAUAGCCAUAGCAUUAAUAUUGGGAGGGCUGCUCAAGUGCACCCUCAGAAGCCAGCUGAACCUACAAAGCCCACCAGGAAGAGGGCUAGGCCGGGAGAGAGUACUAGACCACGGCCUAAGGAUCGCCAGCAGAUCCAAGACUGUAUUAAAGAGCUCAGAGGAAUCAUCCCCAAUGGUGGAAAGUGUAGUAUUGAUUCUUUGUUAGACCGCACCAUCAGAUACAUGCUUUUCUUACAAAGUGUCCUCAAGUAUGCAGACAAGCUACAGGAACCAAAUGAGCCAAAGGUAACUGAUCAAGCUAGCAAAAACUGUGGCAUUACAUGGGCAUUUGAAGUGGCACAACAAACAAUGCUAUGCCCAAUUAUAGUUGAGGACAUGAGCUCACCUGGCCAAAUGCUUAUAGAGCUCCUUUGUGAGGAGCAGGGUUUCUUCCUUGAGAUAGUUGACAUAAUUAGGGGUUUUGGGCUGAAUAUCUUGAAAGCAAAGAUGGAAAUAAGGAAGAACAAACUAUGGGCACGAUUUAUUGUUGAGGCAGACAGACAUGUGACAAGGAUAGACGUAUUUUUGUCCCUUAUCCAUCUUCUACAGCAAACAAACACCUCCAACAUUGAUUCUGCUAAAAAGCAUUGCAAUGUUAUUGAUGCCAAUGUUUCUUAA